CUUCCCACCGCACAUUCUGCUGUUCUAAUAAACAAAUAGCUGAAGAAAUUUUAGAUUUUUGUUAAUUUUCCGUGAAAAACCGUGAUUUUUCGUCGCAAUGGAGUGGUUAUUCGGCAAACGCUUGACUCCGGACGAGAUGAUGCGCAAAAAUCAGCGCGCCCUCAACAAGGCGAUGCGCGAUUUGGACCGCGAACGCAUGAAGAUGGAGCAGCAAGAGAAAAAAAUUAUCAUGGACAUCAAGAAAUUGGCAAAGGAUAAUCAGAUGGAUGCCGUCAAGAUCAUGGCGAAGGAUCUCGUACGCACCCGAAAGUCCGUACGGAAGUUUAUGCUCAUGAAAACGAACAUCCAGGCAGUCAGUUUGAAGAUCCAGACAUUGAAGUCACAGAGUACGAUGUCGCAAGCCAUGAAGGGUGUCACCAAGGCCAUGACAAACAUGAAUCGUCAGAUGAAUUUGCCGCAAAUCCAGAAGAUUUUGCACGAAUUUGAGAAGCAAUCCGAAAUUAUGGACAUGAAGGAGGAAAUGAUCAACGAAACCAUCGACGACGCGUUGGAAGACGAGGGCGACGAAGAGGAAUCUGACGCCAUUGUCAAUCAAGUAUUAGACGAAUUAGGCUUGCAAUUGGGUGAUAAGUUGGCAGAUUUGUCUGUCGCUACGGGAACGUUGAACCCGGCGGCAGGCAGCAAAGUACCGCAAGCAGUUGGAGCAACGGGAGGAGGCGGCGGCGGUGCUGUUCCAGCAACUCCCACCAACGAUGCAGAUGCCGACUUACAAGCCCGAUUGGAUAACUUGCGUCGUGAAUGAACAAACUUUGAUUGAAUUACGGAUCUAAUUAUUUUUUAUACACGAAUGAUGAGGAAAAAUACUCGUCGUUUCACUUUAAAACUAACACUGAUGUUAUUCCAAAUAAAUAAAAAGAGCAACUUAACGCGAUAAGCCUUAAAAAUUCA
Culicoides brevitarsis is the source of this 948-nucleotide messenger RNA. RefSeq names its product charged multivesicular body protein 2a (gene Vps2). The coding region runs from base 98 to 802 and encodes 234 amino acids. Lineage: Eukaryota; Metazoa; Arthropoda; Insecta; Diptera; Ceratopogonidae. The transcript has 3 exons. Gene Ontology annotation, cellular component: ESCRT III complex; multivesicular body. Gene Ontology annotation, biological process: late endosome to vacuole transport; endosome transport via multivesicular body sorting pathway; protein transport. The record is from RefSeq and is a predicted model, not a curated record.